CAGUUCUUUCUUAUGUCGUCUGGGCUUUCCAGCGACUCACUAAUGAGUUGGAAGUAAUUUCAAAGAAAGAAAACACGCUUGACUUCAGUACUGUGGAGGAAAAAAUGUGCUCACUAGUUGAAAUGGAAAUAAUCUAAGACUCUGCUGAGCGACUGCUUGUGGGUUACUUCCCCACUUGGAAUGUUACAACUUCGUGAGUCGCUUUAUCGCCAGAAUUGAAUUCAGAUUGUUUCCAAGUGUUUGGAGUGUUCGAGUUUAUAGUCUUUUGUUUGUGUGAUCUUAUUGAUUCGGAAAAUGGUGGAGUAUUUCAAUGAAACGUUGGAGGAUAGUUUUAUGGACUUUAUCCCUUACAGUCUAGACAUCACUGGAGAAAAUUUGGAAGACCUGUUGGCAUACGAUGACCUCUUUCUUGACUUCUUCAAUUGUUUUCUUUCGCUUCCGGUCUUCCCCCAGGCUCUGUUCUACAACCGUUUAACUGGAGCCUUUGAUGAACUGGAAGAUGUCAGGCCAGAUGUGACUAACUCUUUAACCUCUUUGAGUCCUUCUACACAAUAUGGACCCACUGAUGAGGAAAGGGAAAAAAUGCUAGAGUGGGCUCGUCAGGAGAGAUUACCACUUUUUCUAAGGACACAGCUCUUCAGAGAGUUAAAGCUAGUCAAACUGUUGCUGAAGCCCCUGGACAAUGACAGACAGUCAACCAGCCGUGAAAGUAGCAGAAACAUUAGAGGUUAUAGUCGUGCUAGUGAGAGCUACAUUUCUAGUCUCAGCAUCAGUGGUGAAAAGAGCACUAACAACAACUUAGAUGACCUUGACUUUGCCUGGGAGGAGCCUGAUUACCCAGCCUUGUUUCCCUACCAGAGACCUGGAAGCAGAGCAGUAUCUCUACCAGCCAUGUUUUUUCUAGAAAAUGGUAAAUAUGAUCUGCAUCCAUCACUGACAUCAGCAAAACGAAAAUCCUCCCAGCCAAUAUCCUUGAAGCCUAGGAGCUCAAUCACCACAAGGUCUUCUGAGACAAACUCUGAAUUUCAUUUCAAAUUUCAGCCAAUCACUGGGAGGACAAGUGAAACCUCGGAUGGGCAAGCAGUUUUAAUGAACAGCAACUCUUGGCAAAGAAAUCUGGUCAGGACUGGUGAAGAGGAUUUAUUUAAUGAGAAUUUAAUGAACAGCCAGUUGGCGAGAAUGGGUUCCGAAGUGAAAAGUAAAUCUUCACACAGCAAAGCCCCUGCGUCAUCAACAGAAGAAGCAUUUUUAAGAGGUGCCAGAGCUCUGUCAGCUCCAGUCAAUUUUGAUCACUAUAUACAUAUGUCAGAUGAAAAUAUGCAAUACUUUGAGAAUUUUUUCGGGGAAAUAGAGCCUGAGACUGAUGGCCAUUCCUAUGUUCAGUUUGAUGAAGAAGGAGUGACCGAAGAGCAAACAGAAGUGGACAUGAGAAAUAUGGAGGGCAGACUGAAAAUGUCCAUUCAACAAAUGAAGGAGAGGAUUCUGGGAUCGCAUAGUGCUUUUGAAGAAUUUAGAUCCUUCCUUCAAGGAACCACUGGAGAGCAUUUACUAUCCUUUUGGUUAGAGUGUGAAAAUUUUAAAGAUGUCAUGGAAGACUUUGAUGAUGCUGAGAACAUGAAAACCUUAAACAAUCAUUUUAAAAAUAUACAAGAUAAAUUCAAGCUUAAACUUACCCAAGAUGCACUUGAUCAAAUUAUAAAGGCUGCCACAACCAACAUGAGAGUGAGUCACACUAUUUUUCUUAGGACUCAGUAUGAUGUCCUGAGACGCUUAAGGGCUUAUUGGUUGCCCAGGUUUCUUAUCCACUGUGAGAUGACUGGUGCAGUUAGUUUAAAUGAGGAUGAAACUUUGGACCUAACUGGACAAUCCUAUCAACCAUACAAAUUCAAAUUUGUGGCUCAGGAUCAAAAGCUAUUUAAAUCUCAUGGUGGCCAGUCUCAGACUCCAUUAUUUCCAUCCAUUUCUUGUGUCCAUUCCACCCCUGUCUUGCCUGAAGAUGCCAAAGACUUUGCCAGCAGACAACAUCUAGCAUUAAGUUAUGACACAGGAAGAAUCAGCCAAAGGAGAAUGUUCCCUAAACAAAGAUCUACAGUUUCUGCCAAGUCAAGAAGAUCUGCUUCUUCUCUUAGAAAAAAAAACAUGUACUUCAGAUCCACAAAAGAAAGGUUUGUUAUGGCAUUGUCAGCUGACAGGCUGGCUGGUGGACCUUUUCAACGAUAUCUUUCUAAACUAGAAGAUCAGAGUUUACUGGAUAGCCUGAUGUUCUGGGAAGAUGUCACAGAGUUUGGUUCUACAGAAGACAAGUCAUUUGACAGAUUGCUCCGUUUGUGUCAGGCCUGGAACAUUUUUAACAAAUACCUUUCUGAAGAUAGUCCUCACAGAAUAGAAUUACCAAGAAAAGAGAUUGAAUAUCUACAUCAUUGUUUAGAAAGAGCUAGAGAAUACAUGGAAGCUUCAUUGUUUGAUCAUACAAAGAUUCUGGCUGCCGAAAAAUUGGAGAAAGUCUGGGUCAGAUUUUUAAAAGAAGACUUGAAGACAUUUUUAGACUGUCGAACUAAAGCUGGAGCUGACAGCCCACCCAGUACAGCCGAAGCUAUAGAGAUAACUGUGACUGAAUAUGAUAUUGUCAUUAAGAGACCAAGACCUUGGAUACGAAGAGCUAAAGCAACCAGAACUCCUGGAUCAACAGCCUCAGAGCGAGCCAGAAGGCUAAAUAGAGCACUGCUGAUGGCCGAGGAUGUGGAUGAUGAUAAAAAGGCUAAGAAGAGAGCUGAAGCUAGAGAAAGAAGGAAAGAAAUGGAGAGAGCCAGAAGAAAGGCUAUAAGAGCAGCGUAUGCUAGACAGAAGGCCAGUAAAGAACAAAACUUGACAGAGAGUUCUAUGCAGCUUGCACCUAAUGCCACUGUACUAGAAGCAAGUAAAAUAGAGAAUGUCCCAUCAAUAAAUGAAGUUAUGGAAAACAAACCUGUGAUGAACAUGUUUAAGAAAUAUGUGAGUGAGGAUGACAGAGAAACCAACAACCUGAUGCAACUGUACUACGACCUGGAGACAUACUUCUCUAUAACAAGCAGUAAAUCAAGGAAGGAGACCCAAGCUCUUCACAUUGUCAAACUUUAUCUGGAACCUGAUGCUAAGCGCUAUGUCAAUUUAGACAAUGAACAGCUGACUAGUCAAAUAGCUGAGCAGACUGAGCAUCCAUCGUUUGAAAUAUUGAGAGAUGUCCACAGUUUUAUCAUGCCUAAAGUGGAAGAGAUAUUUAAAGAAUUCAUGUUGAAACAAUCUGAAGAGCUUGGAGUUGAUCCACAAUCUCUGGCCACCAUUUCUCAAGCAGAAUUAACCUUGCGACUAAGCACUGAGCAGGCCAUGAUGGCAUCAUGGGACAAAAAGAAGUUGAAAGGAAAGACUGAGUUGUUAGGGAAACAAUAUCUGGAUAAGAUCAGAGAGCUGGAAUUUGCCUCUGUUAAAGUGAAUGUCAUGGAGGACAGGGCAAGUGCCAGGGCUGCCAAAUCUAAGAAGGCAGCGCAACACAGUGAACUACAGAAACCUCCAAAGGAUCAGGACCUUGAGGACAAACAAGCCGCACGCUCUAAAAAAUCAAACACCAAUCAACAGACAGAGGGACUCACUCCCAGGCAGAUUUAUGAGGCCAGGGUGAGAAGAUAUCAACUGAAAACAAUUUCAGAGAAGGAAGAGCUUGAAAACUAUCAGGGAGGUUUUAUGCCACGAAAGGGUAAUAACAGAUUACUAAGAGAUGAUGAUGUCAGGCUACCACUACAUUCCUAUUCAUCUAUCGGCUCCCAGAGCUCACUAAGUCAGGCCAGCAUGUUGGGCCCCUUGCCCCGUACUGCUCGGCGUGCUGGCAAGAAGAAGGCAACUGGUCGAGCCCAACCCACAAGGGAACACAAAAAUGAACUUCUUACAGCCCUCAACCAGUCAGCUAUGGGCCACCUAUCUAUUCCAAUGUUGUACUUUUAUAAGUACCUGCUGAAACAUGGGCAUGAAGACGAGACACCUCAAAUAGACAAGGAUUUGUUUUUCUAUAUUGAAGUUCAGAAAUUUAAGGAUUGCAGCCACAGUUACUCAGAUGAAGAACUGCUGAGAGGGAAAGUUCAGUCAAUAGUGGAUUGUUUCUUAGAGUCUUGCUACUCUCCAGCCUUACAGAUUGAUAUUCCAAUGGACAUGCACCAGAAAGCAUUAAAAGCUGCCCAGCGCUAUGUGACUGGCAAAGAAAUCACACCAACAUUGUUUGACGAGGCUCAGAUCUACAUCUUUAAGGAUCUUCUGCUGUACUGGGCUGGCUUCAGAAGGGCAACAACUUGUCCCUCUGAUCUGGUGAAAAGGCCUGUUUUGAAAUAUGAAAAGAUGUUGAGGCGUAGAUUAGAAAAUAUUCAAAAUUAUCAGGCUCCAAGUUCUGAGUUCACAUUACCAUCAAUACCUGAGGGAGCAGUUCCUUCAUUUUCUAUUUCUUUAUCGGAAGGCAUUAGAUUUAAGGUUUACACUCCGCCACCACCUCCUAUAGUUCGUGGUCAUACAAACUUAACUCAAGAUGAGAGUGUCACUGGCACCCCACAGCCUGAUGGUCAGCUUAGGGACCACAAAAGCAGCAAGAAUGGAUUACUUUUCACAGAGGGGUCACUUGUACGGUCUCGUAACAGCUCUAGGAAAAGCUCUAUAGCUGCCAGAUAAGCUGCAGAAUGUAUUGCCAGUUAACAGACCCUGCUGACAAGUACCAGAAAGCUUUAUGAAAUUAAUAUUGAAUCUUUAUGUUUUUAGUUAAAGUUUAAAAAAAGAGAAUGGACUGGUUCAUAUUUUACAUUUUGGAUAAAUCUCAAAAUAUGUCUACAGUCAAAUCCAUUUAAUUAGACCAUUGGUGAAUUGGACCAACCACUUAUUCAGACCGACAAUUAAAGUAGCAAAACAAAUCUUAUUAUGCAUUUGAAUCUGGUUAAUCAGAUAAGCCAGUUAUUAGGAAUGGAUUUGUCCUACUAGGAAUUUGUUCCAUGACAAUGUGUUGUAAAGAAAUGUAGUUCCACUAAACAUACUCUCUCUUGUUUUUGCUAAUUUCUGAUGUAUCAAUUUAAACAAGGUUACAAAGACAGUUUGUGUGGAAACACAAACUCAAAAUCAGCCCCCGAAGUGGUCCACCCAGGCAGGUAAAAAGGCAGGUAUCAAUAUUUUCAGAAAGAACAUCAGAAUUAUAUUCUAUCAAAGACAAAUGAUAGAGAAGAAUGGAGAAAGAAGGUUGACAGAUCUUGUGUGGUGCACCAGCGGUCCAGCUGACCAAAGGAUAGGUGAAAGUGAAUGUGAAGUUAAAUGCGAACCUGGCCUAACUGGUGUCUUAUAUUAAUAAUAAGGCUUGUCUUAGAGUCGCAAAACUAGUGAGGGAUGCAGUAUUUCCCGUGGCUGCGCAGCCCCAGCUAUGACCUACAUAUUUUGACACAUUCAGGGCAAGCAUAACCAUUGUCUGCAGGUGGUCGAUUUAGAUUUUCUUUUCGUCGUCUGCAUUUGUCCUCGGCAUCGGAUUUUCUUUUGGUCUCAAAUGUGUAUCCCGCGGUCUUCGUAAGUGACCUCCAGCUGUCUCGUUCUGAGGCCGCAUGCAACCUGGUGCUCUCUUAACUGAUGUCUUAUAAUGAAUAUCUAAUUGAUCUAAUUGUUUUGUAAAGGGUCAAUCUCUUAUUCAAAUCCUCAAAAAGAAAAAAAAACAAAAAAACAAAUUCAUUUAGUUGUGUUCUAUGGCUGUAAUGUAGCACUGCAGUUCACGUGACAUAUGAAAAAACUACUUAUUAAUUGUUGUUUUAAAUUAUGUUCAACUUAUAUGCAUAAUAAAUAGAUUUUUUUCUCUUAAAAAAAGUAACCAUUAUUUUUGGGUAAAUGUAGUAGUUAGUAGGACGGAACUUACAUAACGUAGCAAUACAAGUUAAAAAAAAUAAUAUUUUUUUAACAAAAAGUCAAAAACCAUUCGCAUAAAUGUGUUAAAAUAUAGUAAAUGGCAGCCUCCACUACUAAAGAGCCUCCCGUGUUUGUUAUUAUUAAUAGUAAAUAGUUGUAAAAGUGGUGUAUUUUUAUUUAAAAAAAUUCCUUGCAUAAAUGAUUUAAAAAAUUAGAUUUUUCGCUGUUAGAAAAGAAAAAAGAAGCCGUUGCAUCAGAACUUUGAAUGGACUAAAAUAUUAUAAUGUCGGAUUUUCACUAUCUUUUCUAGUUUACGAGAUCUAAAUGGAAUGGACAGACAUUUCACACAAAACUAAUAGCUUCUAUUCCCCUUUCGGGGGCGCUAAAAAUGUAAAAAAAAAAGUUAAAAGAUAUUUAAAAUAAAAUUGUAAGCUACUAACCAAUCCAAUAAUUCAUUCUCUUUGACUUAUAAUAAAUCUUAACUCUAACAUUCUACAAUGUAUGGGGCUCUCUUUUUUUUUCUUCUGUUUCCUAAAAUGUAUGAAAUACUGAAGUUGUUUAACAUUGUGAAGAGUAUAUUCGUCACUACAUGUCACAAUGUAUAUUCUUGACUAAAGUAUUGAUUGGUAAUGUCGAUGUCAGCACUGUGCUACAAGGUCUCAUGUAUUACAUUAGAUUUGUAUUUAUUGACUGUGAUAAUCAACUCCGUUGUAGCAUUAAAUAUUUUGUUGAACAGUUUUCUUGUAUGUAAAGCUAUUAUCAUGAAACAAUAAACUAUUUGAGCAAUGACA
This is a messenger RNA of Biomphalaria glabrata, 6680 nucleotides long. RefSeq lists its product as uncharacterized. Gene Ontology annotation, biological process: regulation of signal transduction. Gene Ontology annotation, molecular function: G-protein alpha-subunit binding. The record is from RefSeq and is a predicted model, not a curated record. Lineage: Eukaryota; Metazoa; Mollusca; Gastropoda; Planorbidae. The transcript has 32 exons. Bases 295 to 4686 code for a protein of 1463 amino acids.